GCUGUGUGUUUGUACAUGCUCAUGUGUGUGUCAGUGUCAAGCGCUUUGACUGUUUCUCGUCUUGUUUGAGCAGUUCAUGCACUUUGGCUCACACUCUGAAACUGUGAUUUCUCAUCCACUGCAUCAGGUGUCAGUAAAGCCUUUACCCCAAAGCUGGUGUUGGUUACUGCAGACACACCCUGUGGAUAGCGGAACCCAUUUGUAGUCACAUAAUCACCACAACUGGAGACCAGAAAUGGAGAACAAAACAUCAGGAAUGAGCGAGGGCCUCCAUGUGAACUGCAGUAUGUCUGGAAGACACAACUUCAUCUUCACCUUCAUCCCCGUCGUCUACGGAUGCAAUUUCGUCAUCGGGAUCAUUGGCAAUAGCAUGGUGGUGGCUGUCAUCUACCGCUACAUGAAGUUGAAGACAGUAGCGAACGUGUUUGUGCUCAAUCUAGCCAUAUCGGACCUCACCUUCCUUAUUACGCUACCUUUGUGGGCCACUUUCACAGCUAUGGGUUACCAUUGGCCGUUUGGGACCUUCCUGUGCAAGGCAAGUGCCGGAUUGGUCAUCUUCAACCUCUAUACUAGCAUAUUCUUCCUCACCGCUCUUAGCAUUGAUCGAUAUCUUGCUAUCGUGCAUCCAGUGCGCUCCAGACGCCAACGAACGCUUUUCUACGCCAACCUCACGUGUGUACUCAUAUGGCUGUUUGCCUUGCUCCUCAGUGCACCUACAGCGUUAAGCCGGGAUGUGUACGACAUUGGGAACUCUACAUUGUGCGCCGUGUGGCACCGCAGUGAGCAGAUUAACUUGUUAGUUACCCUUAGCGUGCUAAAAAGCGUGCUAGGUUUCUUUGUGCCUUUCCUCGUCAUCAUCACCUGCUACUGUCUGAUUGGUCGGGCACUUCUGGGUUCCAGGGGUCUGUUGAGGAAAAGCGUUCGCUCUCGGGAAGACGAAACUCUUCGUAUGAUAGCCGCUACUGUGCUAGCUUUCUUUGUCUGUUGGGCUCCUCACCAAGCUUUCCACUUCAUGGAGCUGCUGGCCACGCUUGGCGUAGUGGAAAACUGCCAAACACUGGAUGUUAUUGACACAGCCAUGCCUGUUACCAUCUGCAUCUCCUAUUUAAACAGUUGUGUAAACCCCAUUCUUUAUGGGUUUGUUGGACACAACUUUCGCAAGAACCUACUGAGGUUACUAGACUGUGGGUCUGGACAAUCUAGCAAUAACUUUAGCAUUAGCUCAAAGAUGAACGUCAACUCCCAUUGUACCUCUGGUCUGCUCAACCCAACAAGCUCCAAGAACGAUUCAACAUCCACUGUUAAGACAUCUUAAGUGUAAAAGCCAUAGCUGAAAUUUUGUAUUUAUCUGUUUUGGGAUUUUGAGUGGUACUAUAAGAUAUUUUUUGAUAAGAUAACAACAUACUUGGCUAAUGCACUGACAAAGCAUAGUUCUGAUAAAUAUAUGAGUUACGGUAUCAAUAAAAAUGCUCUCUAAUCAUAGGAGCGAUAGGAUUGCCUUCAAAUGUCCGUUCCAUUAAGAUGUGUUAUUCUGCUAAAAUGUGUUACUCACCAAGAUAUGUUAUUCUGCUAUAACCAUGUUAACUUACUAAGAUUCUUCAUUAUGACUGCAGAGAAAACUGAACAUAGAAUAAAUAGUUUAUGGCAAUAGCUGUUAGUGCCUAAAACUAAUGGUCUGCUUCUCUGGGAAGUUUUCUUUUUCAAGUCAGAUGUGCUUGUAUCACGUUAUUUGCGGUCUGACACAUUUAAGAAUGCAGAUUAAUCACAGAUUAAUGCAAUGAAUUUGGCAUUUGAAUACAUACACUGAAUCAACUUGUUUUUAUUUAUUUAACA
This is a messenger RNA of Sinocyclocheilus grahami, 1833 nucleotides long. Its product is annotated as type-1 angiotensin II receptor A-like. Gene Ontology annotation, cellular component: membrane; external side of plasma membrane. The record is from RefSeq and is a predicted model, not a curated record. Gene Ontology annotation, molecular function: angiotensin type II receptor activity; C-C chemokine binding; C-C chemokine receptor activity. Lineage: Eukaryota; Metazoa; Chordata; Actinopteri; Cypriniformes; Cyprinidae. Gene Ontology annotation, biological process: G protein-coupled receptor signaling pathway; calcium-mediated signaling; positive regulation of cytosolic calcium ion concentration. Bases 236 to 1315 code for a protein of 359 amino acids. The transcript is spliced from 2 exons.